UCUAUUGAUCUGGACUCCUGCGUAGGCGAGUGGACAGACGGACAGACGCCAUGAGGGCUCUGCUGCUCCUGGGGUCCCUGGUGGUGAUCCUGGAACCAGCGCUUAUGACCCCACGUUGGAAAGACCUCAGGGUGCCUAAGCCGGUAGAAGAUGAACACACAGUGGUUCUCACUGUCACUGGGGAGCCCUGCUACUUCCCUUUCCAGUACCGCAGGCAGCUGUAUCACCAGUGCACCCGCAGGGGCCGAAUUGGCUUCCGGCCCUGGUGUGCUACUACCCCCAACUUUGACCAGGACCAACGAUGGGGAUACUGCCUGAAGCCCCAGAAAGUGCAAGACCACUGCAGCACACACAACCCCUGCCAGCAGGGCGGCACCUGUGUGAACAUGCCAGACGGCCCUCGCUGCAUCUGUCCAGAACACUUCACUGGGAAGCACUGUCAGAGAGAGAAGUGCUUCGAGCCCCAGCUUCUCCAGUUCUUCCACGAGAAUGAAACGUGGCAUAGGCUUGAGCCGGCAGGCGUGGCCGAGUGCCAGUGCCAAGGCCCCCAAGCCCACUGCAAGCCCCUGGCCAGCCGGGUCUGCAGCAACAACCCAUGCCUCCACGGCGGCCGCUGCCUCGAGGCGGAGGGUCACCGUCUGUGCAGUUGUCCCGAGGGCUACGCGGGACGCUUCUGCGACGUGGACAAAGAGGCCAGCUGCUACGAGGGCCUUGGGUUCGGCUACCGAGGCGCUGCUGGGACCACGAUCUCGGGCGCGCGGUGUCAGUCUUGGUCGUCGGAGAUCACUUACCAGAACCUGACUACAGAGCAAGCACUGAAUCGGGGACUGGGCCACCAUGCCUUCUGCCGGAACCCAGACAAUGACACCCAGCCGUGGUGUUUCGUGUGGAGCGGCAACCGGCUGAGCUGGGAAUAUUGCGACCUAGCACGAUGCCAAGCCCCAACCCUAGCAGCGCCCCAGACCCAGUCUCCAUCACGGGGACCCUUUGUGGACCUGGAGCUCCCCCUACCCUCGCGUUCAGCAUGGCCAGAGCCUCAGGUCACGACCCAGACCCCAGCCUUGGGCGCGAGGCCGAAGCCCCCCGUGCUCUGGGAGGAGAUUCUGGCGAGCCCCCCCGUGCUCUGGGAGGAGAUUCUGGAGAGGCCACCCGUGCUCCAGGAGGAGAUACUGGAGCUGCCCUGGGACGAGAUGCGUGGGAGCCACCCCAAGGACGGAACCGGCCCGGCCACCUGCGGACAGAGGCUCCGGAAAGGGCUGUCCUCCUGGAAACGCGUCGUCGGGGGACUAGUGGCGCUGCCCGGCGCGCACCCCUACAUCGCCGCGCUGUACUGGGGCCACAGUUUCUGCGCCGGCAGCCUCAUCGCCCCUUGCUGGGUGCUGACCGCAGCUCACUGCCUGCAGAACCGGCCACAAUUCGAGGGGGCGGAGGAAUAUGCCAGCUUUCUGCAGGAGGCGCAGGUGCCGCUGAUCCCUCACGAGCACUGCUCCGACCCUGAUAUGCACGGCAACGCCUUCUACCCCGGCAUGCUCUGUGCUGGUUUUCCCGAGGGGGGCACCGACGCGUGCCAGGGUGACUCCGGGGGUCCGUUGGUGUGUGAGGAGGGCGACAAAGGGCGUCGGCUCACCCUUCGAGGCAUCAUCAGCUGGGGCUCGGGCUGUGGCGACCGUAACAAGCCGGGUGUGUACACCGAUGUGGCCAACUACCUGACUUGGAUCCGUGAGCACAUGGCUUCCUGACCGCUCAGGGACUCCUCUUUUCCUCCUCGGUGGUUCUGGAAUGGGAGGAUGGCUGGGCCCGAUCCCGGACCGCAAGGAUGUGUUCCAGCGCCGUCAGUCCGUCAGUCCGGCCCCAGGCACGGAGUAAACACUCAAUAAAGUGCUUUGGAAAUGCU
This is a messenger RNA of Myotis davidii, 1894 nucleotides long. RefSeq names its product coagulation factor XII (gene F12). Gene Ontology annotation, biological process: zymogen activation; blood coagulation. Gene Ontology annotation, cellular component: extracellular region; rough endoplasmic reticulum. Gene Ontology annotation, molecular function: calcium ion binding; serine-type endopeptidase activity. The coding region runs from base 51 to 1739 and encodes 562 amino acids. The record is from RefSeq and is a predicted model, not a curated record. NCBI's taxonomy places the organism in Eukaryota, Metazoa, Chordata, Mammalia, Chiroptera, Vespertilionidae. The transcript is spliced from 13 exons.